Messenger RNA from Cornus florida, 2632 nucleotides. RefSeq names its product probable L-type lectin-domain containing receptor kinase S.5. Bases 1 to 2031 code for a protein of 676 amino acids. Gene Ontology annotation, cellular component: plasma membrane. Lineage: Eukaryota; Viridiplantae; Streptophyta; Magnoliopsida; Cornales; Cornaceae. The record is from RefSeq and is a predicted model, not a curated record. The transcript is spliced from 2 exons. Gene Ontology annotation, molecular function: ATP binding; carbohydrate binding; protein kinase activity. Gene Ontology annotation, biological process: protein phosphorylation.
AUGGGCCUGACUGCGAAGCUUUUCACAAUCCUCCCCCUCCUCUGUUUGUCCGCAGAGAUAGUUUUCGGAUCACAAAACUUUCAAGUCAAAUUCGAUUCGUUCAACGAUUCCAACAAGCACAAUUUCGCGAUCCAACCCCCUGCGGCCAUCAACCAGGGCGCCCUUCAAGUCACCCCUGACUCGGCCGGCAAUGUCAACCUCUUCAAUCGGUCAGGUAGAGUGCUUCUCAAUCGAUCUUUCAAGCUCUGGGACGAUCAAGAAGUCCACUCGUCCAAUUCGUCCCGAGUUGCGUCCUUCAACUCCUCCUUUCUCAUCAACAUCUAUCGGCUGAAUAAUUCGACCUCCCCGGGCGAAGGUCUAGCCUUCGGGAUUUUCCCGGACAAGGCCAUACCUCCCGGGAGCGAGGGCCAGUACAUGGGCUUGACAAACUCCACCACAGAUGGCAACUCCACCAACCAUUUGGUCGCGGUCGAGUUCGACACGUUCAAGCAGGACUUCGAUCCGGAUGAUAACCACAUCGGCCUAAACAUCAACAGCAUCCGAUCCAUCAAGAACGUGUUGUUAUCAUCACUUGACAUUGAGCUCGUUCCUCCAGGAGCCAAGUUUUACAAUGUUUGGGUCCAGUACGACGGCAUCAACAAGACCAUUGAGGUUUUCAUAGAGCAAGCUUCGGAGAAGGGUCCGACACCAGCCAGACCAUCCUCUCCGGUGCUGGUGAAAUCCAAUCUCGACCUCAGAGAUGUGGUAGCCCAGAAUUCUUAUUUCGGAUUUGCAGCUUCAACUGGCAAAACCACCCAGUUGAACUGCGUGCUCAGGUGGAACCUGACUGUUCAGUACUAUCCUGACAAGGAUCCGUGGUUGAAAAUCGUCCUCGGAGUUGGAGUGCCCGGAGUGGCGUUAUUAGUGAGUGGAUCGAUGGCUUUGUGCUAUUACUUCUAUAGGAGGAGGUUGGCGAGAUCGGACCCGAACAUCCUCAGGGCUCUGAAGAGCUUGCCCGGGAUGCCUAGGGAGUUCCAUUUUAAGGAUUUGAAGAAAGCCACCGACAAUUUUCACGUGAAGAAUAAGUUGGGUGAAGGUGGUUUCGGUGUGGUGUAUAAAGGGUUGUUACCGGCUGAGAAUUUGGAGGUGGCCGUGAAGUGGUUCUCCAGGGAGAGCAUUAAGGGACAGGAUGAUUUCUUGGCCGAGCUUACCAUCAUUAAUCGUCUCCGACAUAGACACCUCGUUCCAUUACUCGGAUGGUGCCACAAGAACGGGAAGCUCCUCUUGCUAUAUGAAUACAUGCCUAAUGGCAGCCUGGACAAGCACCUCUUCGGCAACAGUGCCAACGACCAGCCCUUAAGCUGGAACCUCCGCUACAAGAUCAUCUCGGGACUGGCCUCAGCUCUGCAUUACCUCCACAACGAUUUUAAUCAGAAGGUGGUCCACCGCGACCUCAAGGCCAGCAACAUCAUGCUUGACUCCAACUUCAAUGCCCGGCUAGGUGACUUUGGCCUAGCUCGUGCCCUCGACCACGAGAAGAAUUCAUACACCGAUGCUGCAGGCGUGAUUGGAACAGCAGGCUACAUUGCCCCCGAGUGCUUUCUCACGGCCAAAGCAACACAACAAUCGGAUGUGUAUGCAUUUGGAGCAGUGUUGCUUGAAGUAGUGUCUGGCCUAAGGCCUGGCACUAGGAUAGGUGCAUUUCAAUACUUGGUUGAUUGGGUGUGGUACUUGCACCGUGAUGGCCGCCUACUAGAGGCGGUGGAUAAGAGGCUUGGGGUAAAUUAUGUGGCGGAGGCAGCCGAGAGGGUUCUGCUUUUAGGGCUGUCAUGUUGCCAUCCGAUGGCGAAUGAGAGGUUGGAUAUGAAGGAGAUUGUUAAGAUUUUGUCGGAGUCUGUCCAGGUGCCUUAUGUGCCGCCAUUCAAACCACCUUUCGUUUGGCCAGCAGUGGUGGGGAUGGGAGGAGAAGAUAUUAGUUCCGCCAUUAUGAUCCAUGAAACCAUUACAACCUCUCACUUGGGGUCUGGUUGGUCUCGACAACUCUAUCCAUAACCGAGAGAGUUGUGACUUGUGUAGUCUACAAUACCCUAGAGGUAUAUUAUACAUGUAAUGUCCCCGUCAUUGAAUAGUUAUAGAAACUCUCAAUUUAUUUUGAUACAUCAAAGAUUGAGAGGUUUAUAUAUGUUUAUUGGUUAGAGAUGACAUAUGUAAAUACUACAGAAUAUUGUAGAGCAAGUAAUUUACUUUGGAUUUUUUUUUGGGAACAUUUUAAGGCAACGAUGCAAUUCUUGUCAAUAUGACAUCAUGAUAAUUGUCACGGUAAUAAUAACCAAAAUAAAUAUCACUAUAUAUAUCUCAUUCUUUUAGUAUUGUUGUCAUCAAUAAUUUGGUAAAUUAAUAAAAUAAAAUUUCGAAAUGGCUGAGCCCGAGAGAACACAAUCACUCUGUAGCUGAAAAAAAAAAAACACUUUAGACCUUUACAGAAUAUGAUUCCUUGCAGUGACCUUGAUGUGAUGACACAGGGGACACUCAAUUAAUUAUUAUGUGACAUUUUUAUAAGCAGAUUCUUAGUUUCUUGAAGACUGGUCCUGUUUGCCAACGACAAGUCAUAGUACAAUCAAUUACCAGAAUUACUCUAAAAUCAUGUAAUCCA